AUGUCAAAUAAAGCAAGCAAACGUGUAAGGGAAGAUCCUGAAGCGAUCUCAGCAGAAGAACAAGACAAUCCUCCGAUUAAAGAAGCUGAAGAACAAGAAUACUGGUCACCUGAUGAACCUUUCGACUUACCUAAAACAGUUUCAUUUGAGUAUAAAUCUGAUACUGAUCUUUAUGAGUUUAAAAAGGUAAUUUCUAAAGAUUAUCAACAAUUUGUUACCAUGAGCAUUGAUGAUCGUCAAGUACGCGUUUUCAGGUUUUCAACAGGAAAGUUGACCAGAAAAUAUGAUGAGUCUUUAGCAGUUAUGGGAGAAAUGCAACAGGCGGGAACAACUAUUUACAAGUUAGAUGAUAUGGAAUUCGGUCGUCGCCUGGCUGUCGAACGUGAAUUGGAAAAGACACAACAAGCUAAUACCAUGAAUGCAGGUGGUGAGAUUAAUUGGCAAGACGGAACCUCAUCGUUUUUUAAACAUGUCAUUGUAUCAAGGAGCACCAAAGAAAAAAAUGAUUGUUACAUUGGUAAAUAUAUACAUGUUUUUACUUAUUGUUAUAAAAAUGACAUUGCAAUGGCAGCGUCAGACAAUCCUUUGAUGAAAGAAAGCGAAGCUACAGAUCCAACCAUAUUUUGCACAGCAUUCAAGAGAAAUCGAUUUUUCAUGUUUACGCAACGAGAGCCAGACGCGUUAGUUAUUUAUAUAAUUUUUGAGAAAUUCGAUGUAUAUAAUGAAAAACCUUCACGCGAAGAACAAACAGUUGCUUCAGCUACCCCAACCAAACAGAAAUUAGGAAAUACGGCGAUUUUACGAGAUGGAACGGGAGGAGAAUCGGCCUGGGGGUCAGAAUUUGAAGAUGAAUUUCAUAGAGAUCUACGUCAUGAUAGACCAUACACAGUAACAACAGCAGGAAUGGAUGUGAUUCAUACAAUAGAAAACGCCAAAACUGAUAAAUUAGAUAAACCAUUUGAAGAUAUAAAAAUCCUUAACAUAGAAGUUCGAUAA
Messenger RNA from Racocetra fulgida, 996 nucleotides. Lineage: Eukaryota; Fungi; Glomeromycota; Glomeromycetes; Diversisporales; Gigasporaceae. The record is from the annotation of a GenBank genome assembly.